Cutaneotrichosporon cavernicola is the source of this 1680-nucleotide messenger RNA. RefSeq lists its product as uncharacterized. Gene Ontology annotation, biological process: protein transport to vacuole involved in ubiquitin-dependent protein catabolic process via the multivesicular body sorting pathway. The coding region runs from base 1 to 1680 and encodes 559 amino acids. Gene Ontology annotation, cellular component: ESCRT II complex; late endosome membrane. The transcript is spliced from 3 exons. The record is from RefSeq and is a predicted model, not a curated record. Lineage: Eukaryota; Fungi; Basidiomycota; Tremellomycetes; Trichosporonales; Trichosporonaceae. Gene Ontology annotation, molecular function: phosphatidylinositol-3-phosphate binding; ubiquitin binding.
AUGAACCUUCCCCCCGGCCUCGGCGCCGCAUACUGGUCCACCUGGGAACUGCCAGCGGGUGCGAGCAUCGCCGAGUCUCUCGGGGACGGCGAGGCCUGGAUUGGUGGAUGGGACGGAGUGGGGUUGUAUGAGGGCAACAACAAGGUCCCCACGUACCAGACCUUCACGCUACAUAUCACAACGCACCGCGUCCUGCUCGUUCCCGAUACGCCGUCUCCGCCACCCCUCCAGUGCGCGCUGAGUCAUGUACGCGAGACGCAGUUCUAUGCGGGCUUCAUGCGCUCGAGCCCAAAGGUCAUCGUCACGCUCGGUCCCGCGCCUCCUCCACCCCCAGUAUCCUCUGGCUCGUCAACACCAGCACCCGCGCCAGUCCCAGAACCACAAGGUAACUGGACGUGCGGGGUGUGUGGUUUCGCGAACCCAUUAUUGCCGGGGACGGGCGUACCCCCCGGAGCCAAGUGCGCGCUCUGUGGUGUAGCGUACGCGACGAGCAAGAGUAUGAGCCUUCCACCGAGCCGCACAACGACACCCGGCCCUCGUCCCGCCUCAUCCGCAUCCCUCCCCCCUCCCUUGCCCGCUCCACCAGCCCCCGCAACAGCCACCGCAACAGCCCAGAUCGCAUGUACGGCUUGCACGUUCCUCAACCACCCUUCCCUCUCUGCUUGCGAGAUCUGCGGUACCCCACUUCCCAAGUCCAAGGACGGCGAGUUGAAGCGCAGCAUGAGCGCGCCCCGUUCCGAGACAGUACGCUUCAGCUUCCGGCGGGGCGGCGAGCGCGAGGCGUACCGCCGCCUCAAGGGGGUGCUGAGCGACCGCGUAUGGGAGCGCGUGGCUGGCGUCAAGACGGGUACGAUUGGGCGAGAGGAGAACCGGCUUGGGGGAAUCGACUCGAUCCUCAAGAGUAUCAGUCUCGAAGGACAGGCGAACGACGCGCACAUGCAGGAUGCGUUCCGCGACCUCGAGGUGCUUAUGGUCCGGGCAGGCGAGAUGGUACGCCUUGCGCAGAGUCUCAACUCAAAACUCACCGCGGUUGGGGGGAAAGACGACGCGGAGGCGACGCUCGUGCGUUCGUCGCUUGUGCGCCUCGGCCUGCCGGCACCUGCUCUGACGCAGGACAUGGUGCGCGACGAACGCGCCUACUUUGACGGCCUGGCACGCGAGCUCGGCGCGCUGCUCACUGGAAGCAAGGGCCAGGGGCUGAUGUUGCAGCCGGGGCAUGGGGUGAUUGCGCUUGACUCAGUGUGGGGCCAUUGGAUGAGGGCGCGCGGCGUUGCCCUCUUACCACCAGCGACGCUCAUGCACGUCCUCCCCAUGCUGGCGGCACACAGCCAGCCGCCGAUCCGACGGCUAGAUCUGCCCUCAGGCUUGACGGUGCUGUGCACGCCGAGCUAUGCGCCUGGCGUGCUCCUAGCACGGCUACUGGAACGCAUGGCGCCGGGUGAGGGGAGGGAGGAGAAGGGACGGCGGACAGAGGAGGAGGUCGAGAACGAGCACGGGCUCGGCAUCAUCGACAUCGCGGCCGCCGAGGGCUUGCCCAUCGGUCUCGCCACAGAGCUUGUCGACAUGGUCGCGGCCCAACCGAGCGGCAUGGGUAUCGUGCGCGAUGACCAGGCUGGACCAGGCGGGAGCAAGUGGUACCGCGACAUCAUCAGUGGGUGGCCCCUGGAGGGUGAGGGUUGA